GACACUCCGCUCCACUCUGCAACUUUCUCGUGCUGGAGCAGGCAGGAAUGAGAAGGGGGGAGAGGAGUAUCUUGUGAGAGAGGGGGGGAGCCUACAGAUUGGACCGCAGGGGGGAGAAGACUAGACUUAUACAGGAAGAUGGAGAAGUUCAAAAUGUCCCCCCAGCUGGCACUACUACUCCUGGUCGCCCCCCUGUGCUUCCCUCUGGAGACUGAGACACCCACAGCUGGCUGCACAUUUGAAGCCCAUAGUGAUAUUGGCCCAUGCGAGGUGACACAGAGCACACAGGAUGACUUUGAUUGGCAGUUGGUUCAUGACCCUCGUGGAAACCCUGACUUACCCCAAGGUUCUUACCUUUUGGUCAACUCAUCAGAACAUUCGGCAGGGAAGCGGGCUCAUCUACUCUUUCAGCCACUAAGCGAAAAUGACACACACUGCAUGCAGUUCAGUUACCUUCUACAUAGCAGGGAUGCAAGAGGUCCAGGCUCUUUACGGGCAUAUGUUCGAGUCAAUGGUGGUCCUUUGGGCACAGCUGUUUGGGAGGUGUCAGGACCACGUGGAAAGCAGUGGCAACAGGCAGAGCUUGCUGUUAGCAAUUUUUGGCCAAGUGAAUACCAGGUGCUAUUUGAAGCGGAGGUGUCGGGAACUCCCCUAGGAUUCAUUGCACUGGAUGAUAUUCUUCUUCUUAGUUACCCCUGUGCCCAGGCGCCCCACUUCUCUCGGCUUGGGGAGGUAGAAGUAAAUGCUGGGCAGAAUGCCACUUUUCUGUGCCCUGCUGCUGGCAGGGCAAAUGAAGGCGAGGCCUUCUUGCUGCAGAGGCAAAAUGGAGGCAUCACAUCUUCAGGGAUAAUUCAGCAUGUCAGUCACUGGCGGCUUUUGGCCUCUUUCCAGCUUUUUGAAGCUGGGAGAGAUGAUCAGGACCUGUAUCGCUGUGUCAGCCGCUCCAUUUAUGGCGCAGGAGUGUCCAACUUUGCCGAGCUUGUGGUGAAAGAACCACCAACACCUAUUGCUCCACCGCAACUUCUAAGAGCUGGCCCCACCUAUCUGGUUGUUCAACUUAACACUCGCUCCAUAACUGGUGAUGGUCCCAUCGUGCGCAGGGAAAUUGAGUACCGCGUGAGCGGAGGAACUUGGCGGGAAAGGCAUGCUGUCACUUCGCACACAUAUAAACUGUGGCACUUGGACCCUGAUUCACAGUAUCACCUGUCUGUGUUACUUACUCGGCCUGGUGAAGGAGGCACUGGGAGGUCAGGACCAGCACUCAUCAGUAGGACUAAGUGUGCAGAGCCCAUGCGAGCACCUAAAGGCCUUUCAUGCACAGCAGAGCAACCACGCCAGCUGACUCUGCACUGGGAAGCAGUUGGCUUCAAUAUCACUCGCUGUCACACCUAUUCAGUGACACUGUGUUACCACUAUGAGUCCAGUACUUUACAAGACUGUGUAACAAUAGAGGGGGGAGCCAGCCACUAUACCCUUCAACCUCUUCCGCCAUACAGUGCAGUCCACUGCCGCCUUGCUAUAUCCAAUCCGGAAGGACGAAAGGAGGGAAAGGAGGUUACUUGCUAUACACAGGAGGAUGCGCCUGGGGGCAUUGCUUCUGAGUCCUUGGUUCUCACUCCAUUGGAUGAUGCUAUUCUUCUCUCCUGGGACGAACCUGCGGAACCUAAUGGUGUCCUUACUCAAUAUGAGAUCAGCUAUCAGAUUAUUGAGUCUUCAGACCCCGGGGUGAGUGUUCCAGGACCACGCUCAACCAUCAGUAAGCCUCCUAAUGAAACUUCCCACGUUCUUAACAACUUGCACCCAGGAACCACCUACCUUCUGAGUGUACGUGCCCGUAAUAGUAAAGGCUAUGGACAGAGUGCAAUUACUGAGCUCACCACUAACAUCUCAGCUCCUGCUUUUGACUACAGAGACCUACCUGCUCCAAUUGCCGAGACUGAUCGUACUAUAACUGUUCUUUUAAGGCCUGCAAAGGGAAGAGGAUCCCCAGUGAGUUUUUACCAGGUACUGGUUGAAGGAGAAAGCUCCAGUCGAGCUAGACGUGAACUUGCAGUUCCUGGUUGUUUCCCUGGGGCAGGUGGUUAUGAGGAAGCAGAGAUGGAAGGAGCUACAAGCUAUGUAGGAGCAGAACUUCCACCAAGUGACUUGCCUCGAGAUACACCAUUUAUAGUAGGAGAUAAUCGCAGUUAUGGAGGCUACUGGAAUCCACCCUUGGAUCCUCGAAAGGGCUAUCUCAUUUAUCUACAGGCAGCAAGCCAUCAUCGGGGGGAAACACGGUUAAAUUGUGUUAGGAUUGCAAGGAAAGCACCUUGUAAGGACAGUCACCGUUUCUCAAUGGCUCCUCAGCAUUCCGAGGAGAUGGGACUUGUACUUGGAAUCUGUGCUGGUGGUCUAGUAGUGUUUAUCAUUCUGCUUGGCGCUGUGAUUCUUAUUGUCCGAAAGGGAAGAACACAGUUUUCUUAUGCUUACUAUCCAAAACCAGUGAGUCUAACUAAGUCUGCGUUGCCAGUGCGGCAUGAAAACAAUGGAGCAGGAGCCACUAGGGACCAUACUAAGAUUUUGGAUCAACCCAAGUUGCUCCAGGAUGAGGCAGCUUUAACAUUUUUGCACAACUAUGGUUCUCGAGGGGAGCCACGUGUCGGAUCUGUUACAGAGUCAAGCAGCCUUCUGGGAGGAUCUCCUCGACGAAGUAAUGGUAGAAAGGGAUCUCCAUACCAUACGGGACAACUACACCCAGCGGUGCGGGUGGCAGAUCUACUCCAGCACAUUAAUCAGAUGAAGGUGGCAGAGGGUUAUGGAUUUAAACAGGAAUAUGAGAGUUUUUUUGAUUGGGAUGUGUCUAAGAAGAAGGACAAAAGCAAAGGAAGACAAGAGCCACCACAAAAUUUUUUACUUUUAGAUGAGCGGCACCGUGUACGACUUCACCCUCUACAGGCAGAAUGCAGUUCAGAAGAAAUCAAUGCCAACUACAUUGAUAUCCGGAUAAACAGAGAAGGUUAUCACAGAUCGAAUCACUUCAUCGCCACACAAGGUCCAAAGCAGGAUAUGAUCUAUGACUUCUGGCGGAUGGUUUGGCAAGAACACUGCUCAAGUAUAGUCAUGAUAACUAAACUGGUGGAAGUUGGAAGGGUCAAAUGCAGCAAGUACUGGCCCGAUACUACUGAAACAUAUGGGGAUAUUCGCAUCACCUUACUUAAUACAGAAACCUUGUCAGAGUAUACAGUUAGGACACUUGCUUUGGAGCGGCGGGGUUACACUGCCAGACAUGAAGUAAAGCAGUUUCACUUCCUUUCAUGGCCUGAGCAUGGGGUACCCUUCCACGCUACCGGGCUACUUGCCUUCAUUCGUAGAGUGAAGUCUUCUACACCACCUGAUGCUGGGCCUGUUGUGGUGCAUUGCAGCUCUGGAGCUGGCAGGACAGGGUGUUACAUUGUCUUGGAUGUGAUGUUGGACAUGGCGGAGUGUGAAGGAGUUGUUGAUAUUUACAAUUGUGUCAAAACUCUGUGCUCUCGACGCAUCAACAUGGUGCAGACGCAGGAGCAAUAUGUAUUUAUUCAUGAUGCCAUCCUCGAGGCCUGCCUGUGCGGGGACACAGCUAUACCCGCAUGUGACUUCAGGCAAACGUAUAAAGAAAUGCUUCAGAUAGACACACAGAGCAACUCCACACACCUGAGAGACGAAUUCCAGACACUAAAUUCAGUGACAGCACAACUGGGUGUAGAGGAGUGCAGUGUCGCUUUAUUACCGCACAACAGAGACAAGAACCGAAGUAUGGAUGUAUUACCCCCCGACCGUUCUCUGCCUUUAUUACUCUCUGCACAUGGAGAGGAUACCAGCAAUUACAUUAAUGCUGCCCUGACUGAUAGUUACAAAAGAAGUUCACAUGUCAUUGUCACAGUACACCCACUGCAGAACACAAUUACUGACUUUUGGAGGCUGGUAUAUGACUAUGGUUGCAGUAGCAUUGUUAUGUUGAAUCAGCUAAACCAGUCAAAUUCUGCCUGGCCCUGCUUACAGUAUUGGCCAGACAAUGGUAUAUCCAGAUAUGGACCAAUGGAAGUACAGUUUGUGUCUGGGUCGGUGGAUGAAGAUGUAGUGACCCGUCUGUUCCGUGUACAAAACAUCACAAGGGAUGAACAUCUUUUGGUGAAACAUUUCCAGUAUCUACGAUGGUCUCCAUACAGAGAUACUCCAGAUACCAAAAGAUCCUUUUUACAACUCCUUUCCCUGGUGGAACAAUGGCAGGAGCAGAACAGAGAACACAGGACCCUUGUGCACUGUCUGAAUGGUGGAGGACGGAGCGGGACUUUUUGUGCAUGUGCAACGCUGUGUGAGAUGAUUCGAUGUCACCAUGUGGUCGAUGUUUUCUAUGCUGUUAAAAGUUUGCGGAAUGUUAAGCCAAAUAUGGUGGAAACACUGGACCAAUACCGGUUUUGCUAUGAAAUUUCCCUGGAAUACCUAGAAAUGCACGAUGCCAGAUAGCAUCCAUCAAAGUAGUACUUUGGGUAACAACCCCAUUGCCUAUGCCUGACCAAACAGCCAUGUGCCAAUCUGAUGCAUUUAUAUUAUGUGGCCAAAACCAACAAUGACUUGAGACACUUGUCUUAAUCCAGUAUAAAAGGGCUUCUCUCUGCUGUCUCAGUGUGAAGUGGAAGUUUUACCGGACAAAGUCUGUACAUAUUUCUAGCUGUACAUAUGAGUGUGAUUAUGGAAAGCCUAGCUCCGAAAAUCCAGCCCAUGACAUAUCUUACUUGUGAUGUAUAUCCAUAUGAAAUGUGCAUAUGCAAAUCAAUGCAAGUAUCUAGGGGAUUUCUCAGUGUCAGUGGUAUAAAGGACACCUGAGCUGUAUAUAAGGAGUCUUCAUCUCUCAGUGUGUGAUCUUAUACUAGGUGCGGAGGGUAAACUGCAUCAGCUGAAGGCAAAGUAACCUUUCUCUAUAUGUGUAAUGGAUGUCCCUAUGUGAUCCUCUAUGCCACAAUAUACACUGAGUUUGCUAUCAUGAUCACUACUGUAUAUAAUGGUAAAGGAUGUAUUAACCCCACAAGUAAUGAAGGGGUUUUUAAUGCUUUAUUGUAUUCAAAUAAACUGCUUGUUUUUAUUAUUUCUGUGUUCUGAAGGCUGGGAGGUGAUAGAAGUGUUCAAAUUCUUCCACUAUGAGCGAAUGCACAAAUGUCUACUUUGUCCUGAUUUAAGACAUCAGGCAUUUGUCACUGAUGUUCCUACAUUACAAGGAAGUGAGAGGUAUGAAAGCUGUUCCCUUUGUAUUAACAGGUAAUAAGCGUCUCUCCCUCAUGACACAGUUAUUAGGAGGAGAUGAAAAGUUUAUGUCUGUAUAUUAGGCAGGGAUGACAAGAGUGGUCUUCACUUCUGCCCUGGGGACAGG
Messenger RNA from Hyla sarda, 5383 nucleotides. It is a transcript of the gene PTPRU, whose product is annotated as protein tyrosine phosphatase receptor type U. The coding region runs from base 139 to 4482 and encodes 1447 amino acids. The record is from RefSeq and is a predicted model, not a curated record. Gene Ontology annotation, biological process: protein dephosphorylation. Gene Ontology annotation, molecular function: protein tyrosine phosphatase activity; protein binding. Lineage: Eukaryota; Metazoa; Chordata; Amphibia; Anura; Hylidae. The transcript has 32 exons. Gene Ontology annotation, cellular component: membrane.